Messenger RNA from Malus domestica (apple), 1991 nucleotides. RefSeq names its product BTB/POZ domain and ankyrin repeat-containing protein NPR1. NCBI's taxonomy places the organism in Eukaryota, Viridiplantae, Streptophyta, Magnoliopsida, Rosales, Rosaceae. Gene Ontology annotation, biological process: systemic acquired resistance, salicylic acid mediated signaling pathway; defense response to fungus; defense response to bacterium. Gene Ontology annotation, cellular component: nucleus. The record is from RefSeq and is a predicted model, not a curated record. Gene Ontology annotation, molecular function: protein binding.
AUGGCUUAUUCAGCUGAACCAUCAUCCUCUUUGAGCUUUACUUCCUCAUCCCCUUUGUCAAAUGGUUCGAUAUGCCACAACGUAUCGUGCUCGGGCUCCGAAUCGGUGCCAAAUCUUGAAGUAAUCAGUUUGUCCAAGCUUAGUUCCAGUUUGGAGCAGCUGUUGGUUGAUCCUGGAUGCGAUUUUAGUGAUGCUGAUAUCAUCGUUGAGGGGAUUCCUGUUGGUGUUCACCGAUGUAUAUUGGCUUCGAGGAGUAGGUUUUUUCGCGAGCUAUUCAAGCGAGAAAAGGGGUCUUCUGGGAAGGGAGGCAGGCCAAAGUACUCUAUGAGCGAUUUGCUGCCUUACGGGGAUGUUGGAUACGAAGCCUUCUUGGUUUUCUUAAGCUAUGUGUAUACCGGAAAGCUUAAGCCUUCUCCAAUGGAGGUGUCAACGUGCGUUCACAAUGUAUGUGCCCAUGACGCUUGUAGACCUGCUAUUAAUUUCGUUGUGGAAUUGAUGUACGCCGCUUCCGUUUUCCAAAUGCCCGAUCUGGUUUCGAUAUUCGAGCGGCGCCUUCUUAAUUUUGUUGGGAAAGCUCUGCCGGACAAUGUUAUCCCGAUUCUCGUGGUUGCUUUCCAUUGCCAGUUGAAUCAGCUCAUCGCUCAGUGUAUAGAGAGAGUGGCUCGAUCGGAUAUUGAUGAUAUCUCGAUUGAGAAGGGACUUCCUGAUGAGGUUGUGAAGAAAAUCAAAGUUCUUCGCCGCAAACCUCAGGAGGACUGUGUCUCAAACUUGCCGCCUGUGGAUCCCUUGCAUGAAAAGAGAAUCCGGAGAAUACAUAAGGCUUUGGACUCGGAUGAUGUUGAACUUGUGAAACUUCUUUUGACGGAGUCUAAUAUAACCCUAGACGAAGCAAAUGCUCUUCAUUAUGCUGCAGCUUACUGCGAUCCUAAGGUUGUGACUGAAGUGCUUGAUCUGGGUCUCGCUGAUGUUAACCUCCGGAAUUCUCGUGGUUAUACAGUGCUUCACAUUGCUGUCAUGCGCAAAGAGCCAUCAAUUAUCGUAUUGCUUCUCACUAAAGGAGCUCGUGCGUCGGAGCUAACAUCAGAUGGUCAGAGUGCUGUUAGUAUUUGCCGGAGGUUGACAAGACCAAAGGAUUACCAUUCAAAAACAGAGCAGGGGCAAGAAGCAAACAAAGACCGAAUAUGCAUUGAUGUUCUAGAGAGGGAAAUGCGGCGGAAUCCCAUGGCUGGAGAUACAUCUAUAUCUUCCCAAAUAAUGCCUGAUGAUCUGCACAUGGAGUUGCUGAACCUGGAGAACAGAGUGGCAAUUGCGCGAUUGUUAUUUCCUGCGGAGGCCAAGCUAGCCAUGGUCGUUGCCCAUACAGAGGCAACGCCCGAGUUUCCUAAGCCAUCGUCAUCGAAAGGCUCAAGUGGGAAUCUGAUGGAGGUUGAUUUAAAUGAGACCCCCACAAUGCAGAACAAAAGACUCCACUCUAGGUUGGAAGCCCUUAUGAAAACCGUCCGUUUGGGUAGAUGCUAUUUCCCUCACUGCUCGGAAGUCCUGGAUAAGUUCAUCGUCGACGACCUUCCUGAAUUGUUUUUCCUCGAGUCCGGCUCCUCUGAUGAGCAGAAGGUAAAGAGGAGGCGUUUCAUGGAGCUGAAGGAGGAAGUACAAAAGGCAUUUACCAAAGACAAGGCUGAGUUGAGCCUCUCCGGGUUGUCUUCAUCAUCCUCCUCGUCAUCUCCCAGAAAAUUUGGCACAAAUCAGAAGGUUAGGAAAUUGUGAAGGCGUGUAAAUUUGUACCUAAUAAGCCUUCGAAAUACGAACAAUUUUUUUCGACGUUACUGACGAGAGCGUAGGGAAGUGUUGGCCAUCGGAUCGGUAAAAUCCGGGCAGCUGUGAAUUGCUCUGUUAACUUCACAAACUAGCAAGUAUACUAGUUUUGUACUUCUGUAGAUGAUGGUUUUGAAUAGUAGCGAUAUUUUGAUAAAUGACAUUUACUUUUCAAGCCA